Molecule: messenger RNA, 1020 nt
Organism: Hydra vulgaris (swiftwater hydra)
Lineage: Eukaryota; Metazoa; Cnidaria; Hydrozoa; Anthoathecata; Hydridae
Source: RefSeq, a predicted model, not a curated record
AUUGUUAACGCUAUUACAUGCUCAAUCUAUAUUACGCAAUGUAGUACAGAAGUAUUUCGCUCAAUACUUUUUGAUUAACAAAAAAAGGUAACACAAUGCAUCGGAUAUAUACAGCAGCACAUAAACAAUUCCAAAUAAAACAGAUGUCUUUUGCAUCGCCUAUUGUGAUGAUUCUGGUACUGAAUAUUUUUUUAGUUGAAGCAGCAAAAGUGUUGCGUAAAGAUGGCUCUCAGAAUAUUAAAUCAACUUGCACAUAUUUCUGUCCAAUUUGUUGCAUCCCAAAACCAGACUCAAUUAAAGAUUUGAAAACAGAUUCAUUACCUACAUGGCUGAUUUUACUGAAAAGCUUUCAAACUCCAAAAGGCGCUUUACAAUUAUGGGAAUCACAUUCAAAUAAAUUGGAAACACAUAAAAAAAUUGAGAAAUUGUUGAACGAAUUAUUUGAUAAUUUUUAAUUCGUAUUCAUUCAGCUUUAAUAAAAAAAAAAGUUUGGACAAUCUUUGUAAACUAAAUAAAUAAAAGAAAAGAAUUAUAGUAUAGAAAAGCUUUUUGAUAACAAACCAAAACGAUAUGAUGAUAAAAACAGGAUAAGUUUGGGAAAAUUAACCAAUCAGGAAAUAUCCUACAUAAAGCAGAGAAUUUUGACUUUUAAAAAGCUAACUCGUAAUUAAACGUGUUAUUUUUAUAAAAAAUAAAUAUAAAAAUAAUUUCUGCACAAAUUCCUGGUUGCAACUUUUAUUUUAUUUUAUUUUUAUUAUAGAAGAGAUUGCAAUAUAUAAAAGAAAAUUUCCAUAUCUGUUGUGCUGCAGAGGCAACUAAAAAUGCUGGUUCAUUGCUUUUUACUUUUAAUUUUAAAGAACGUGGCUGUGAUGUGUAACAUAAAGCAGCAAUGUUACACAAUUCACCUAUCAUACACACAAUACAUAAUUCACCAAUCUACCCACAAUACAUAGCAUAGAUGUAGUGAAGAAGGAACUUUAAUUCAUUAAUUUAUUUUGAUUACUAUAUAAUUUAUUUUGA